UUUUUUUUAUUCGCAAAAUCGUUUCAGUUCAGAAGAGGUCAGAGGACAAGCAUUUGGUCAAGACUUUGCCUUUUGCGUCACCGAAUAGUAAAGACUCAGUGGUCCUGCUUCUUCCUGCUCACAAUCCAAAGAACCAUUCGCCCUGCUUCCAAGGAGCUUUGCAUUUUUUACUAUUCUUGAAGGCCGUUUUUUAUGUCCUCGAAGAACUCUGCAUAACACCUGACAGAAACGCCGAAACGGACCGGGUGCUUUAUCUUUGUCAUUCUCAAAGUGAUGGCGAAUGUGGUGUACAUGGGCAUCGCCCGUGUACCCGACAAACAAAUUCUCGUUUCCUGCGUGGCAACCGAUUCUCGAGAACAAAGCAAGCAACAGCUGGACUCCAUUUUGUCCAGGGUGCUGGUCAGCGGGCGCAUUGAUGAACACGAUCGACUAACGAUAGCCGACAAGGAUGUGGGAAACAUUCACUACAGCGCGGACCCAGCUCUGGUUUACCUAGUAAUCACCGCGACAAACUACCCACAGCGCACGGCCUUCAAGCUCCUGUCCGAAGCACGCGCAGAAUUUGAACAAGAGUUCAAGACAGAGCUUGCGGGAGGGAAGAAUGAUGGCGUGGCCAAGGUGGCCAAGCCGUUUUUGAAGCGCAUGAUGGACAGAUACGAGGACGUGGCGAGGGAGGAUAAGAUUUCGAGCGUCGCGUUACAGGUGGACCAAGUGAAGGGGUUGAUGCAAACGAACAUCCAGGCGGCCUUGAAGAACCAAGAAAACUUGGAAACACUCCUCGACAGCAGCGACACAAUGCGGAACGAAGCGAGUACUUUUAAUCGGAGCACGAAAGACGCCAAGGAGCGGAUGCGGUGGAAGAGCUUGAAGAUGAACAUUUUCAUCUUUGUUCUUGUGCUCACCUUGGCAUUGCUGGUUUUGAUUCCUCUGUUUAUGAAGAAACGCGAGGGCGAAACUAAAGCCUAGAAGCUACUACAAAGCACUUGAUGUUUGACAAACGCUUGGUGUGCACAACGGAAGGUGUUGGAUGUUUCACAGCGAUGUCGGAAACCUUCAGCGGUGAUCGAAUUCCAAUGUCGUCGCGAAUGGAUCACAAAUUGUAUCUUGCAUAGCCUCAUUUUAACCGAAAAAAAAGAAAAAAAGAAAAAAAAAGUUAGGUACAGUAA
Messenger RNA from Chondrus crispus (carragheen), 1166 nucleotides. Its product is annotated as VAMP7b. The record is from RefSeq and is a predicted model, not a curated record. Gene Ontology annotation, biological process: vesicle-mediated transport. NCBI's taxonomy places the organism in Eukaryota, Rhodophyta, Florideophyceae, Gigartinales, Gigartinaceae. The transcript has 5 exons. Gene Ontology annotation, cellular component: membrane. The coding region runs from base 274 to 966 and encodes 230 amino acids.